This is a messenger RNA of Gryllus bimaculatus (two-spotted cricket), 1116 nucleotides long. The record is from the annotation of a GenBank genome assembly. Lineage: Eukaryota; Metazoa; Arthropoda; Insecta; Orthoptera; Gryllidae.
AUGAUCCACAGAUCAUUUUUGUGGUUGCGGUACUCUCCGCGAGUUCAUGACAAGAUCUCAGCGAGCACCAGCGAGGACCUCUUCGUGGAGUUCGUGAGCUCGCCCGCGGGCCCGCUGCUCAACACGGGCUUCCACUUCAACGUGGGCAACUGGCCCGGCCAGGUGGACACGGCGGGCGAGCGCAACGGCACCUGCGACUGGGUGCUGAGCAGCGAGGCGCUGGCGGCGUCGGGCGACUCCGAGGGCAUCUUCCUGUCCGUGGCGCACUGGUACCCGCCGCACACCUCCUGCACCUACCUCAUGCGCGGCCGGCCCGGGGAGGUGGUGCGCCUCUACUUCCCCAGCUUCCGCGUCAACCGCAUCGAGUCGCCCAUCGCGCCGUGGCCCGGCGACUGCGGCGAGUCGCUGACGCUGUACGACGCUGCGUGGCCCGACGACGCGCGCAUCAUCAAGACCUUCUGCGACACCUUCUCGCGCGCCAUGGAGAAGCACGACUUCGUCAGCUCGGGCCCCGCGCUCUUCGUGCGCUUCGAGAGCAAGACGGGCUCCUACUCGGGGUCGUCGCUGUACUACUGGGCGCACUACGACUUCUUCAACGACACGGCGUCGGGCGAGCGCGUGUCGGGCACGGCGUGCGACGAGGUGUUCCACAGCUGGCGGCGCCCCGCGGGCCGCCUGCGCUCGCCCAGGAACACGCUCGUGUACAAGCGCGCGGGCCCCGGGCGCGACGUGCGCUGCCGCUUCUCCUUCCGCUCCGACCGGCGCGUCUUCGCGCGCGUGCUGCUCACCAUCGAGAGCGUCGCCUUCAAGGUUGUGGAGGUGAGCGAGGGAAAUGUGCUGGUAAUGUAUGUGAUGGGGGGUGGAGAUGGAACUGGUGAUGAGAGAAAUGGAGGCAGUGAUGUAGAGGAUGGAGGUGAUGAAGGUGAUGGAGGUGAUGGAGGUGGUGGUGGUGGUGGUAGUUAGAACGGUGGUGAUGCAGAGCAUAGUAGUUGUGAUGAUCUAAGUGAUGGUGGGAUAGGUUGUGGUAAUGUAGGUGAUGAUGGGGAGAUAGUGGAGAUGAAGGAGGUGGUGGAGGUGAACGUUGAGGAGGUGGUGGUGGUGAUGGAGAUGGCAUAA